AUGUCGUGGACCUGCACGAGUACUCAGCGAGGGCUGACCUGUUUUCCAGGCACGACUAAUGUUAUCGGUUUGGGUGGUACAGUGAAACAACUCAGCCAAGUAUCUGUCGGUGAUUAUGUUCAGGUGGUUGACCAUGGUCAAUUGACGUAUGAGAAGAUACUCGGUUUUCUUCAUUCUGAACCAAAUGAUUUGUACGAUUAUUUGUCGAUCGAUGUCGAUAUGUUGAAUAAUGAAACGACAGUUCUAGAAAUAUCAUUCAAUCAUUUGGUAUUUUUGUACAAUAAAGCAGACCCCGUGUUCGCUGGAAAGCUGAAAAUUGGUCAACAAUUAGAAGCUGUCUAUGAUGGACAUAUUGGUCCCGGCAUAAUUACUAAAAUCAAACUGACAAGAGAUCAAGGUUAUUUUGCGCCAUUAACCAGUUCUGCUCCAACACAUGAUCCUACAAUAGAAUUUAGAUCAUCAAGAACAUCACGAACAAAAUUAUCUAAAACUAUUACAGAAGGUGGUACCAACAAAACAUGUGAAACAUUUUUUGAAGAUGGAGAAUCAAAAGAAAUAAGAUUAUUAAUGAAAAAUGAAGGAUUAAGAACAGGAGCAGUGCAAACAGAGCUGAUCGCACUCAAAGUGGCACCGUAUUAUCCUGAUCAUGAUUUUGAUCCCCUAUCUCAACUUCAGGCCUUGCUCGAUCGAACUCCUCGGCUCUAUUUCGUGAACUUCACUUCUUGGCAACUAUCGUCUACGCAAAUGCCUGCGUUUGAAUAUUCAAAUACUUCGGUUCGUACACUAGGUUUACAAGACGUUGAUCGAUACUACAAUAGCGAACAAUGUGUUACGUUGAGUCGUUCACCAUUACGUAUUCAGUGUGAAGUACUUUCAAUUGCAGUCGAGAAUCGAACAAAUGUAAUUGAUCUUAUCAGCACGAUGACUAAUCUUCGAGCGUUGAAUGUGUUGUGCCGAGAUGAUACGUGGAAGGAGGACAAUAAUCAACCGUCGUCAAGGGAGGACGAACUUGUCGAGUGGUUGCAACAUCGCGUGCCAUCCACAUGCACGAUCACCAGAAGCGAUGACAGUAUUUAUAGCAGUCGAUUUGCUCACUUCAAGUCUGUUCGAUUAUGGAUUCGUUAA
This is a messenger RNA of Didymodactylos carnosus, 1125 nucleotides long. The record is from the annotation of a GenBank genome assembly. NCBI's taxonomy places the organism in Eukaryota, Metazoa, Rotifera, Eurotatoria, Philodinida, Philodinidae.